AUGCGGAAAUCGGAGAAAGACUUGACAGAGCACCGGGCUGCCCAAACAGCAGUUGAGGAAGGUGAUGACAGGGAGACCAGUGAAGGGGAAGAGGAAGAAGAGGAGGAAGAGGGGGGCUGGGAAGAGAGCAAUGAGGAGUACUGCUUUGAUUCAGAUGGCUCAAAGGCAGUACCUGUAGCAAACAGUGGCACCAUUCCACUCUAUGACGACGCAUCUGAGGGUUCAGCUCUGGUUUAUCCAGUGUGGGGUCAAGCUUCAAGUGACUAUGAGACUGAGGAGGGUAGCAGCCCACCAAGGAAACGGCAAAAAAGGGAGUCAGAAUGUGGCACUUGCACGUCUCCAGAGACUUCUCAGUACUGCACAACAGAGGCUUCCAGUGACGACAUGGCAGAGAGCGAGAAAGUCAUGGAUUGCCCCCAGAACGCUGUGGUCACUUUAGAUGACCUUCAGCUGGGCUGGUUGGCUGUCCUCAAAGCAGCAGACUUGCCCAUUACUGAAAACGACGCAGAGAAGAAAGCUGAAGGCAAAUUUUUGGAGGUGUUGAUGGAAAGAAACCAAACACGGGCAGUGGAUAUUGCUGGCAGGGCAAUUGAGGUUCUGCGCUGUGUGGCUGAAGGGAUGACAGAACGCAAGAAAAAAAUAUGGGAAAAGUUCCGAUCGAAAAAGAAGCAGCAGGGGCUGCGAAUCUGGAAGCAGAGCAGGUCCCAGCCCACAUUGACAGCAGAGUGGGAGAGAAGCCUGAAGCAUGCAGAGAAACAGCUGAGGAACCAACUCCUAGAGUUUGUCAAGACGCACUGUGAAGGCGUGCCAAGCACAAAAGAGAUCAUCAAGGGUUGUCUGUAUGCAUUGGAAGGUCGCCUAGAAGACAUCAGCAGGAAUCGGUUUAGGCUGGACAUUGCCAAUUUGGAGGAGCCACCUGAAGCGCCAGCUGCAAAGCCACAGCAGCCACGUGAGAAUGGCCUUUACUCUGGUGACUACCACAGACAAAGCAGUGGCAACUUGGGAUGCGAAGCGCUGGAAGCGUCCACAACUGUUGUUUUUGAUCCUGAAGAAGUCUGCAUUGGAGAUUUGUUGCGAAUACAACAGCAGAGUCGGUGCUACACAGCUGAGUCAUUGUUUGUGCACGGCAUCGUCGUGAGUAUCAAAGGGUCUCAAGGUGGUCAAGAGGGACCAAAAGAUGUUGACAAAGUUGCCAUUGAAGUGGUGGUUGCUGGGAGACAGCCAUCAGUUUUGCACCUGAAUGCAUCGGAUUUUCAAAAGGGACUUGUGCACAAGAUCGACAAGCAAAAAUUUGGCAAAACGGGUCUUCAUGUUCUUCAAGGGCAAGCAGCUGAAUACACGAGCCAAAGAUCUGAAUUGGCAGCUGAAAAGGAUGUGGCACAGAUCUUAGCUGCCACUGAAAUUGCAGAGGAAGGUAAGAAGGAACUGGCAAGGCUUGUUGUCUUGAGGCGAUGGGCACGGCAACCUUUUGCCAGUUUUCAUGGUGCAAGAGGCCUGGCCGAAAUGAGUGUACCUCACAGAACAAAGCUGAUCAACAUUUGCUGGGAUCGAAAUGCAUUCCAGAAGCCUGUGGUGCUAGAGCGAAGCAUCGUGGCAGGUGUGGAAUUAGAUGGCCAAUUCGGUCUCUUUGCUCUCUACACAAGACAAGUGUAUUGCUAG
Messenger RNA from Ostreobium quekettii, 1659 nucleotides. NCBI's taxonomy places the organism in Eukaryota, Viridiplantae, Chlorophyta, Ulvophyceae, Bryopsidales, Ostreobiaceae. The record is from the annotation of a GenBank genome assembly.